CCCGCCCGCAUGGAACCACAGGGAGCCCGGCGGCGGCAGCCUCUCUCGCUGCUCAGCUGGCUCCCGGCUCCACGUUCCCCGGCGAGCAGAGACUCCAUACCACAGCAAGCAUGGAGCCUGCUCAGCUAAGCUCACCAUCACCGCCGCUGUUGUGUCCUGAGUGCUGCUGUCAGCAGAUGGUGCAGGACGACUGCUAACCAUCAUCAUCCUCCGCUUCCGAUGCAACUCUGCCAUCCUGCUCUUGUAAAUAAGCUCAGUCUCAAUAGCAAAUUUCUCCAUGUUGUCAUUAUCCACCGCUUCCGCUGCAACUCUGUUCUCCUGGUGCCAUAAAUCCACCUCGCAGGUCCUCUCGUCAUUCUGUAUAAAUAUCUAUUCUCGUGGCAUCCAUCGUCAUCCACCGCUUCCUCUGCAAUUCUGCUCUCCUGCUGUCCUGCAGAUGCCAUAUCACGGCAAGUGUGGAGCCUGCUCAGCUCACCGGUGCUGUUGUGAGCAUUGUAAACACUUUGCACAUUAUCCUGGAGUAUAUGCAGAACCAGGCUAAGAGGAGGAUUUUGAUGAGGACAUGGACACAGACGUUCCUGAAAGCACCGGCUGUGGCAAUUGGGACAUCAUGGUAGCAGUGGGGCUGGUUGAUACAGUGAAACGCCAAUUCUGGGCCCAGCAAACAAGCACAGACUGGUGGGACCGCAUAGUGUUGCAGGUAUGGGAUGAUUCACAGUGGCUGCAAAACUUUCACAUGCAUAAGGCCACUUUCCUGGAACUCAGUCAGUUGCUUUCCCCCACCCUGAAGCACAGGAAUACCAAGAUGAGAGCGUCCCUGACAGUUGAGAAGCGAGUGGCGAUAGCCCUGUGGAAGCUUGCUACGCCUGACUGCUACCGGUCAGUCGGGAAUCAAUUUGGAGUGGGCAAGUCUACUGUGGGGACUGCUGUGAUCCAAGUAGCCAAUGCAAUCAUUGAUGUUCUGUUAUCAAGGGUAGUGACCCUGGGAAAUGUGCAGGUCAUAGUGGAUGGCUUUGCUGCAAUGGGUUUCCCUAACUGUGGUGGGGUGAUAGACGGAAUGCAUAUCCCUAUCUUGGCACCGGACCACCUUGCCAACCAGUACGUAAACCACAAGGGGUACUUCUCAAUGAUGCUGCAAGCACUGGUGGAUCACAAGGAACGUUUCACCGACAUCAAUGUGGGAUGGCCAGGAAAUGUGCAUGACGCUCGCAUCUUUAGGAACUCUGGGCUGUUCGAGCAGCUGCAAGAAGGGACUUACUUCCCAGACCAGAAAAUUACCAUUGGGGAUGUUGAAAUGCCAAUCGUUAUCCUUGGGGACCCAGCCUACCCCUUGCUUCCAUGGCUCAUGAAGCUGUACACAGGCAGCCUGGACAGUAGUAAGGAGCAGUUCAACUAUGAACUGAGGAAGUGCAGAAUGGUGAUAGAAUGUACCUUUGGACGUUUAAAAGCUUGCUGGCGCUGUUUGCUGACUAGGUCAGACCUCAGCGCAACCAACAUUCCCAUUGUUAUUGCUGCUUGCUGUGUGCUCCAUAAUAUCUGUGAGAGUAAGGGGGAGACGUUUAUGGCAGGGUGGGAGGUUGAGGCAAAUCGCCUGGUGUCCGAUUUUGAGCAGCCAGACACCAGGGCAAUUAGAAGAGCACAUUAAGGCGUGCUGCGCAUCAGAGAGGCUUUGAAAACCAGUUUCAUGACAGGCCAGGCUUCAGUGUGACAGUUGUGUGUAUUUCUCCUUGAUGCAAACCCGCCCCCUUUGUUGAUUUUAAUUCUCUGUAAGCCAACCACCCCCCACUUUGAAAUAAAGUAACUGU
This is a messenger RNA of Caretta caretta (loggerhead turtle), 1805 nucleotides long. NCBI's taxonomy places the organism in Eukaryota, Metazoa, Chordata, Testudines, Cheloniidae. The record is from RefSeq and is a predicted model, not a curated record.